CUUGUAUAAAUUGUGAACGACUGAUACGUCGCGUUAUCAGUUUCUCCAAACAAUACUUGUGAUUAAACUGUGUGGACAAUUUUAUCCCGUUCAGAAAUAAAUAUCAAGAUGCUGUGGCAGAUCUUGUCAUUAGCCGGUCUCGUGGUGUCAGUCUCUAGCCACGGUCGUGUGUCGGACCCACCCUCCAGGGCUUCGAUGUGGCGCUAUGGGUACUCAACACCAGCCAACUACGACGAUACUGGACUAUAUUGUGGUGGCUUCGAUCGUCAAUACUCUGUAAAUCAUGGAAAGUGUGGUAUUUGCGGAGACGCGUUUGACUUAAGCGAACCGAGACCUCAUGAAAUCGGCGGCAAAUACGGCUUAGGUAUAAUUGUCGCGGAGUACGAAGCCGGACAAGUGAUCGAGACCACCGUUGAAAUCACCGCUUACCACCGUGGUUACUGGUACUUCAAGAUUUGCCCUAACCCGAACACGAACGAACAAUCCUGCUUCGACGAAUACCUGCUUGAACUGGAAGACGGUGGAACCGAAUACUAUCCGCCCAGCGUAGGCAAAUACACAGUGAACUACCGUCUACCUAAAGACUUAGUUUGCGACCAUUGUGUCCUCCAAUGGAGAUAUGUAGCUGGUAACAAUUGGGGCAUCUGCGAAGAUGGUUCAGGGAAACUAGGUUGUGGCAACCAGGAAACGUUUGGCGCUUGUUCUGAUAUUAAAAUCACAAAGUCUACAGUUGACGCCGUGGUGGGCCCGAUGCCAGUGGAAUUGGAUACUCUAUCUUAAACAAAUUAUUGCAGUAUAUACGUCGAAGUCAUGGAGCUCUCAAUAACAAUUCGUCUAGUCAAAUUUUAUAUAACUUCGCUCAAUACAAAUACAGCGUGAUAUUUUACAUUCACUUAAUUAUUUAUGAAGAAGUCAACUACAACAGCUUCGUCUCGAUUUCAUAAAAUAGAUAAAAAAAAUUUUUAAAUAAUAUUAAUAUUCGCUCAUUGGUCGAAAUUUGACACUAAACAUUAUUAAUAAUUUGAGGAAUACAUUUUAAUUUAUAAUGUAUGUAUAUCAAAAGUAAAAUUAAAAAUCGAUUGAGGAAGAAGACGAAAAUAAGACUCCAAAUUGUUUUGCCUUUGUCUAUUUAUAUAAAAGUAAAUGUUGUUAUUUUUUUAUUAUUUAUGAUUAAUAUUAAGCAGUCAGAUAGGAAAAUGUUCUUUUUUCAAAUAUUUGUUAACGUUGUAUUUUAUCCUUAAAUUAAGUGUUACUUAGUUACUUAACAUUAUUUAUGAAUUACGCUUCAACAAAUGCAUUUAUUUUACAACCAAGUUAUUGAAAGCUUUGUGAUAAAAAGCGGCGAUCUUUGAAGUCAAUGUUACAAAUGAAAUAAAAAAAAAUUUAUAC
This is a messenger RNA of Vanessa tameamea, 1389 nucleotides long. RefSeq lists its product as uncharacterized. NCBI's taxonomy places the organism in Eukaryota, Metazoa, Arthropoda, Insecta, Lepidoptera, Nymphalidae. The transcript is spliced from 3 exons. Bases 109 to 780 code for a protein of 223 amino acids. The record is from RefSeq and is a predicted model, not a curated record.